CCCCAGGAAACGCCAAGAUGGCGGCCAGUAACUACUACGGGUUUGCGGCCGGGGCCGUCGCUGGGCCCCAGUACAGCCCCCAGACCACUCCCACAUAUUCCCACCCCCCAGCAGCCAUCAGCUACUCUGUCCAGCAGGUGCCAGGAACUGACCCCACCAUCGCACCCGCCUACCUUCCAGCCGUGCAAGCUGCCAGGCCAGUGGCACCUGCAGCCUACCCAGGUUACCAGCCCUCCCCUACGCAAGACUGUGGAUAUGGAAUGCGGCAACCGGAUCCCGCCCCCCAGCCUGCCCAGAGCUAUCAGGAUAGCUACAGCUACGGGCAAGCGCCAACAGCAGGCAGUUACGAAGCCAAGCCAUAUUACCAGACGUUGGUCACCCAGUUGCAGAAUGUGGCCACAGACUCCUACCAUCACACCAAUGCCCAGAGCGCUUACAGCCAGACCCAGACCCAGAGGCAAGGGACGCCCGUGAAGCUGGUCCAAACCGGGAGGGCUUCCUCGUCCAGCUACGCCGCCUACCCAGCCCCGAUGCCUGUCUCCUCCGUCCAGUCGUACAGCCCGUCCUCCUACCACUCCUCUCCCGCUUCCUACUCCGGACCAAACUACUCCAGCUACGAUGCCGCUGCGUACACAGUGGCCAACUCAUCCUGCUACCCCGUCCCGCCGCAGCCGCCGCCUCCCCCGCAGCCGCCAAAGCCCGUGGGGGGCUCUCGGUGGGGUUGCACUGGCAGCAGCAGCAGCAGCAGCAGCAGCGCCAAUUCCCCUGCCAGCGGUAACUACAAGAACCCUCUGUUUCCCAACAAGCUCCCGAAGCUGAGAGGCGCACCGAGACAGCCCCAGCUGCACUACUGUGACAUCUGCAAGAUCAGCUGUGCCGGUCCCCAGACAUACCGGGAGCACUUAGAAGGACAAAAACACACCAAAAGAGAGGCAGCCCUGAAGAUGGGGAACCAGCCAGGUGGAAGCAGUCCUCGGGGGGUCCAGGCCCAGCUGCGCUGCGAGCUCUGUGACGUCUCUUGCACGGGGGCUGACGCCUAUGUUGCCCACAUCCGGGGAGCAAAGCAUCAGAAGGUUCUCAAGCUGCACACCAGGUUGGGGAAACCGAUCCCUUCCCCUGAGCCCGUGCUGGUCAGCGUUGCUUCAGCUCCUGCGAACAUGUCGGCCCUCAAGCAAGCUCUCCUUGUCCCCUCCCCUGCUGCACCUGUUGGGCUCACAAAGCCCGUUGUGGGAGUGACCAACAGCACCGCCACCGGCAAGAUGUCGACCCCAAAGAAGUCUGUUGCAGCAAAGCUCCCCCGAACAGCAGCAAGCAAACUUCAGGCAAAGGGCAGCCUGAAAUCGGAGGAGGUCAAAGAGACGCAACCGAAAACGGUGCCCGAGGUAGAACAGCUUCCUCUCGACGGUUCUGGAGACUGUUUGGGAGAUCUGCUGGAUGUACAGCCAGUGGGCCAAGAUUACGUGGAAGAGGUCCACAAGAAGGGGAAGAUGGUCCGCUUCUACUGCAGACUUUGCGAGUGCAGCUUCAACGACCCCAGUGCCAAGGAUAUGCACCUCAAGGGACGCCGGCACCGGCUGCAAUAUAAGAAAAAAGUCAACCCCGGCCUCCCCGUCGAGAUCAAGCCCAGCACCCGGGCCCGGAAGUUGCACGAGGAGAAGCUGACAAGGCAUCGGGAGGAAGAGCAGCCCUGGCUCCUGGGAGUGAGGCGAGUCAAAGAGGAAAUGUACUGGCGCCGGGUAGAGGAAGGACAGCUGUGUUGGGAAGAACGGCGGCGGCGACCUUUAGCAGCAGAUUGGCCUCCACCACCACUCAUGGGCAGGCUCGGGGUGCCUGUCCCCCCUCUCUUGCCCGCUCGGCGACCAAACUCUUCCGAUGACCGCCACAUUAUGACAAAGCACUCCAGCAUCUACCCAACGGAAGAGGAGCUGCGAGCCAUUCAGAACGUCGUGUCCCACUCAGAGCAUGCCCUGAGACUUGUCUCUGAUUGGCUGGUGGAGCAGGAAGCAGGGAAGGAGGAGGAACAGGAAGAGAAAGGAAAGACCGACAAGCCGCCCCGGGUUCUGAAAGGGGUCACGAGAGUCGGCGUCCUGGCCAAGGGGCUGCUGCUGCGGGGAGACCGGAACGUUCGCCUGAUCCUGCUGUCGGCCCAGAAGCCCACGUUGGCCCUCCUCCAGAGCGUUGCCGAGCAGCUGCCCAAGCAGUUGGGGAAGGUGACCAGUGAUGAUUACGAAGUUGUGUCGAACUCGGAGGAAGCCCAUAUUGUCAUUGCCUCGUCCAGAGAACCCAAAAUGCAGGUCACAGUUUCACUUACCUCUCCUCUGAUGAGAGGAGACCCCACGAAUGCAGAAGCAUCAGCGGAAUCCCAGCAGGAGUCCUCGGAAAUUCUGAACAAAGACAGAUGCUUGGAGUCCCUGGCUGCCCUUCGCCAUGCUAAAUGGUUUCAGGCGCGAGCCAACAGCCUGCAGUCCUGCGUGAUCAUCAUUAGGGUUUUGCGGGACCUUUGUCAGCGUGUGCCAACGUGGGGGGCUCUUCCGGAUUGGGUGAUGGAACUCCUGGUGGAAAGGACCCUCAGCACUGCCCUUGGGCCUCUGGGGCCUGGAGAGGCCAUGCGGCGGGUCCUGGAGUACAUCGCCACGGGGAUGCUCCUGGCAGACGGUCCCGGCCUUCCUGACCCCUGCGAGAAGGAGCCCGUGGAUGCCUUGCAGAGCAUGGCCCAGCAGGCGCGGGAGGACGUCACGGCGAGCGGCCAGCACGCCUUGAGGAUGCUGGCCUUCCGUCAGAUCCACAAAGUCCUGGGAAUGGAGCCCUUGCCUUUCCCGAAGAACCGUCCCGGCACAUUCAGCCGGAAGAGGCGGAGGGACACGGAUGAGGAGGCGCAGAGCGAGGGGGACAGGAAGAAGGACAAGAAGGAGGACGAGGGGGACGGGUCCGGGGCCUGAUCUCUGUCGCCAGAUCGGCUAAGAUGACCUUCGCGCAUCUUUACUAUGUAUAUGUAAAUAUGUAAUUGUACAGGUUGCUGUUCAGCCUAAACUUUUGGUAAUUUUAGUGAGUUCCCCCCCACCCCCAUUCUGUAGAUCGGUUUAACGCUGUGCUUCGGUCAUUAAAGGAUUCCCGCGUUC
Candoia aspera is the source of this 3119-nucleotide messenger RNA. RefSeq names its product zinc finger RNA binding protein 2 (gene ZFR2). Gene Ontology annotation, molecular function: double-stranded RNA binding; zinc ion binding; single-stranded RNA binding. The transcript has 19 exons. NCBI's taxonomy places the organism in Eukaryota, Metazoa, Chordata, Lepidosauria, Squamata, Candoiidae. Gene Ontology annotation, cellular component: precatalytic spliceosome. The record is from RefSeq and is a predicted model, not a curated record. Bases 18 to 2939 code for a protein of 973 amino acids.